Molecule: messenger RNA, 618 nt
Organism: Staurois parvus
Lineage: Eukaryota; Metazoa; Chordata; Amphibia; Anura; Ranidae
Source: the annotation of a GenBank genome assembly
UCUCAGUUAAAAUAUCUAUUUGGUGUUAAGACGAGGAGAUACAGUGGACCUCUGGCAGUCAUAUACAGCUUAGUCAGUGUGUUGUCUAAUAUCACAAUGACCAAUGUUACCGCACUGAUCAUUGGCCUGAUAUGUGUGGUAUUACUGCUGGGUGCCAAGGAAAUUAAUGAUCGAUUUAAAAAGAAGUUGCCUGUUCCAAUUCCGAUGGAGAUCAUUGUUGUAAUAAUCUCAACUGGAAUUUCAGCUGGAUUAAAGUUUAAAGAGUCAUAUGAUGUAGACGUGGUUGGAAAUAUUCCUAUAGGGUUCCGGUCUCCAGCCUUUCCUGACCUCAGUCUGUUCUCCGCUGUUUUUGUGGAUGCAUUGGCAAUUGCAAUUGUUGGAUUUUCCAUGACUAUAUCAAUGGCCAAAAUAUUUGCCCUUAAACAUGGAUAUGCAGUCAGUGGCAAUCAGGAACUUAUUGCAUUGGGAAUGUGCAAUUUUAUUGGUUCUUUCUUUCAUACGUUUGCUGUGACAUGCUCAAUGUCUCGUAGCCUCGUUCAAGAAAGCACUGGAGGAAAUACACAGAUUGCAGGUUUGCUGUCCUCCUUUAUGGUACUGUUGGUCAUACUGGUUAUUGGA